AAGCACACGUGUCCCAUCCCUGCCCAUUGCCCAAUCCUUCCUUCUUCUACAAGGACAAACCCAAGCCCUCGCCUUCUCUUCUUCCCCUCCUACCUCCUCUUCCCUUUCCUUCUUCACCCUUACAGAAGGUGUAUGCAUUGAUUCUUCAAGCGGCCAUGAGCCAUAUGUACUGGUGUGGAGGUUGGAAGGUCUGUGCUACUUGUGAUUUUUGGAUAUCUGUAAUGUGCUUGGGUCUCUCUUUGCACCCUUCCAAGGGAGCAGGAGUAAAAAUGUUGGAAAUGUGGAUGCCCGUAGUAGGUACAUAGCAUUCAGCUUCUCUCUAGAUUUGAGAAUCAAUACUGUAGGUCCGAGGUUCGUGAUAUAGCAGAAUUUGUGGAGCAUUUUUUUUUUCUUUUUCUUUUUUAAAGUAAUUGUUAUGUUGAUAACAUUUGGAGUGACAAGUUCACAUGUACAUCUGAUUAAAAUAACAGGUUCUUUGUUGAUUAGAAAACUAGGUGGAGAAUGGUGAAUUCAUACAAGUAGUGUGGGUGAAUGAAAACUGACAUUGCACCUUAGAAAAGCAAGUCGUUAAGAUCUUUUAGAAAGUAUACACAUUAGUUUUUGCGAAUACUACUGAUGGGCUUGCCGCAAGUUCCUUCAAGUGAAACAGGCGGGGAAGUUGAAGAAGCACCGUUGGGUACGUUUUUGCAGAACCCACCUCGAUUUACUGAUGCAAGCACCUGUGUCAUGGAGGGAAUGUGCAGCGAAAGUAUGAGCCGAUUUACUGGGAAUCCACCAUGCUCUUCCAGGAUAGAUUUCCAAAGAAACACCUGCUUGGAGCUUGCAAAGGUUCAUGAAGAUUCAUUUAAGUUUAGAGGGGCAAUGGAAGUUACUUCCAAUAUUCAUGGUAUGAGAAUUGGUUCUGUGGAUAAAGGUAAUUGGUCGACUUCUAAAAGUGGGUGGAAUAUUCAGAACCCUGUUUCUAGGGUCGUGGGUUUUGAAUCAGGUGGAACAAGUUCUCCAACUGGGCUCAAGGGAGUCUCAGUUGUUGAUGUUCAUUCUUCUGCUGGGAAUAAUGUCACACUCAAUGAAAGUGAGUCCAUUGGGGCACUAGCCAGGAAGCGAUUGUUGUCGCCAUUGAGCAGUAUGCUUUCCCCUGAUCAAUUUAUCAUUGAUUCGCUAGACAUUGGGUGCAGAAAUAUUAAGGCAAAUUCACCAACCUUUAACCAUAAUUCUAGUAUUUCUCUAGCGAAAGAUAAUAAGAAAGCAAAUAUUGGUAGCCAAAACCAUGUUACCUUGCCAACCUGGUCCUUGUCUAAUUGCUUGGAACAGAAGAAUACAGAGUCCGAUAAUGGUAGAAAGGGAUCAAUGUUAUUCACUGAUGGCCCUUUGCUGGAAAACAAAGAACUGCCAGAUUGUAAUAGUUGUUUAUUUUCACCUGGGCUUGAUCACUGCAUAGAUUCAAGUAAGGUAAGGUCUCAAAGUGGGGCAAUAUCAAUAUCUCCCCUAAAGGUCGACUCACCUUCACUUUCUUUGUCACCUCUUGGUCCAAAGUUUGCUGAAAGAAUGAAAACUGCUGGAGGAUGCAGGACAAUCAAAAACAAGAUGGAGGACCGUCAUUUAACCUUAAAAGAUAUAGGACAAUCACUUGAAAGAUCUGACAGAGGCAUUAUCCUUGCCUGUAAUGCAGAGGAUAAUAGGAUUGCCAGCAAAUCAUUUGAAGAAAUUUAUAUUUUGCGAAAAGAGCUCCAUCCAUCUUCUUUGGAAAGUAAUGCUGACAGAAGUUGGCCUCUUUCCCAAGAGUCAGUUCCAACCUUCCAAUGUAAAAGAUUCAUUAGAAGUCUAAGUGGACUUCCUGUUCGGAGGUCCCUGGUUGGUUCAUUUGAGGAGUCUCUAUUGUCUGGUCGGUUCUUAUCCGGAAAACUCAGUCAGAGAAUUGAUGGCUUUCUAGCUGUACUAAGCAUUACUGGAGGGAAUUUUUCACCACAGACAAGGAAGCUUCCAUUUUCAGUAUCCAGUGUGGAUGGAGAUUGCUACUUGCUGUAUUAUGCAUCCAUAGAUCUUGCGGGGAGUUCAUCAUUGAAGAAGUGCAGUGGCCAAAAACUAAGACGAGGCCUUGGCAAUGAUGACUCGCAAACUUUCAAGAGCCGCCUGCGCAUUCCAAUGAAAGGGCGUAUACAGCUGGUUCUCAGCAAUCCAGAGAAGACACCUCUUCACACUUUCCUUUGCAACUAUGAUCUGACUGACAUGCCUGCUGGUACCAAAACAUUCUUGCGGCAGAAGCUCACCCUAGCUUCAUCCAGCCCAAAUUCUGCACAGUUGAAGCAAGGGCAUAUAGAUAUAAACAGUAAAGUUAUAGACAAGGGGGUUCCAGCCUCACAGCAAAGCCGUACUAUACAGUUCAGCGAGGAAGUAAGGAGUGCAGGUGGAGUUGGCACUGUACAUACAGUGAGAUCCGUGGAUCAAAAAAAUGAAAUUAAUCGAAAUGAAGAAUCUAAACGGGUGGAUUCAACAGAUAAAGGGGAGCUGUCCAAGAAGUUUCUCAACAUGGGAGGGCUAGGUUGUCCAUCCUUUAUUAUUGAGCAUGGGUGUGACACUGAUCAAUGCCAGAGGAUUGAGGGGAAGGACAACAGCUGUGCUGGUAAAUGUUGUGAAACUCUCGGGAAAUCACAUGGUUGUUCAAAGGUCAAUGAUAAUACUGCUGGUGCUGGUGCUGGUGCACUUCGCUAUGCUCUUCACCUCCGUUUUAUUUGCCCUUUCAUCACAAAAUGUUCUAGGUCAGUUCAGAAAUGCAAAUCUGAUCCUCAAUCUGCACCACAAAAUAAACACGUGGAAGGGGAGCGGAGGUUCUACCUUUACAAUGACUUGAGGGUUGUGUUCCCUCAACGCCAUUCAGAUGCUGAUGAGGGCAAGUUGAGGGCGGAAUACCAUUUCCCAGAAGAUCCAAGAUACUUCGAAAUCAACUGAAGUGAAAUUUCUAAUUAACCUCUCCCCGAAAGCAAAGAUUAUUUGCUCUGUAUAUAUUCAUCUCAUCUCAUCUCAAAAUUGCAUUAACCUUGACUUCUUUACCUGUAAAGAAUUAGAUUCCAAAUAAUUUGAUGGGUUAAAUAUUAUAUGGCA
Messenger RNA from Juglans microcarpa x Juglans regia, 3099 nucleotides. RefSeq lists its product as uncharacterized. The transcript has 7 exons. Bases 616 to 2946 code for a protein of 776 amino acids. Lineage: Eukaryota; Viridiplantae; Streptophyta; Magnoliopsida; Fagales; Juglandaceae. The record is from RefSeq and is a predicted model, not a curated record.